Molecule: messenger RNA, 664 nt
Organism: Thlaspi arvense
Lineage: Eukaryota; Viridiplantae; Streptophyta; Magnoliopsida; Brassicales; Brassicaceae
Source: the annotation of a GenBank genome assembly
CGCAGAGAGAAAACGAAGGAGAGAAGAAGAAGAAGAAGACAGGAGAAGAUGUCGUGGCAAACUUACGUUGAUGAGCAUUUGAUGUGUGAUGUCGGAGAUGGUCAGGGUCAUCACUUAACCGCCGCCGCAAUCGUCGGUCAUGACGGUAGCGUUUGGGCUCAGAGCGCCAACUUCCCUCAGUUCAAGACACAAGAGUUCAAUGACAUAAUGAAAGAUUUCGACGAACCGGGUCACUUAGCACCCACAGGGUUGUUUCUAGCAGGAGCCAAGUACAUGGUUAUCCAAGGCGAACCCAAUGCUGUAAUCCGUGGGAAGAAGGGAGCAGGAGGCAUAACCAUAAAGAAGACAGGUCAGUCAUGUGUGUUUGGGAUCUACGAAGAGCCAGUGACACCAGGACAGUGCAACAUGGUCGUCGAGAGGUUGGGUGAUUACCUCUUGGAACAAGGUCUCUAGGUCCUUACAUCCUCAAAUGUUCUAGAAUGUUCCACCUUCUACAUUUUUGUCUUAAUAAACUUAUCUAUAGUAUUUGGUUUCUGAAUUCUCUCCCUAUAGCAAAAAAUUAAUGUUUAUUUAAUUUGCCUCUUUUGGUUACUUUCACUUGUUUUUAUUUUGACAAAUUUCAUAUUCUACAUAUGUAUCUUCGAGAAUCACCAAGUUAAGGGAG